GCAGGAGUCUCUGGAAAUCUCGAGCACUAUAUCGCCCGGGACACAGUAAACCAUUCCCCGUCUCUGAAAGAAAAAGGGGACAACCGUUCUGUAUUUAACAUAUAUUAACUUACGAAGCUGUGCAAAUGUCCCUCGUGUUCACAUUUAAAUACGUUUUUUUCGUUGCCUUUUGGAUUUAAUGCGUAAAUAGACCGCUUCCAGUAACAGUUGGAAUUUUUUAUUUUUAUUUUGGGUAUUUACUUUGCGUUUAUGUCUGCAUAACCGAUGUUUGGGUUUUUAUAACAACAUCAACAUUUUCGUUUAUUUUUUCACUUUCUUUUUAUUUUUCCUACAAAUGAGUAGCAUGCUUUGAAAAUAUUAUUUGGUAUAUUAUCAUCGUCUCCACCUAAAGCGUAGACCUGCUGUAAGUUGGAUGCAGAACAGCUGUUUGCAAGUCUUUUCAAAGUUCAACUUCGGAUCGCUCGUCCCUUCAGCUGGAGGAAACGAAACGGGACUGCAUUUGAUCGCGCCUCUCGCCACCAACAUGAAAUCUGCUGAGGAAGAUGCGUUCAGCUACACUCCCAACGUCACUCUGUCCCUGCCCAUCAGCAUGGGAAACCCCUGUCUCUCCACGCAGUACCACAACCUGCAGUCCAGCUCCAUCAUCCCCAUGUCCUCCUGCCACCAGGACAGCUACGCCCUCCACAACAACGGCGGUGCCCCCGGCUACUACCUGACCCCCAACCUCCGUCCCAACGGGGCCCCCGCGCUGGAGAGCCCGCGCAUCGAGAUCACGGCCUAUGGCCAGUUCCCCGAGGACGAGAUGGAGGAGAGCGCCCUCCCCAUGGUCAAGCGGGUCAACUCCAUCGUCACGCUCACGCUGCCCAACGCCGACGGCUACCGCGACCCCAGCUGCCUCAGCCCGGCCAGCAGCCUGUCCUCCCGCAGCUGCAACUCGGAGGCCUCGUCCUACGAGUCGGGCUUCUCCUACAACUACGACAACUCGCCCCAGAACUCCCCCUGGCAGUCGCCCUGCGUCUCCCCCAAAGGCUCCUCCUCACUCCACUCCUGCACCCACGCCGGCUCCCCCCGCCACUCGCCCUCCGGCUCCCCCCGCACCAGCGUGGCCGACGAGAGCUGGCCGGCCCCGCCGCGAGGCUCCCGGCCCGGGUCCCCCUGCAACGGGAAGAGGAAGUACAGCUUCAACGGGGCCCCCACCUGCAGGCACCCCUCCUACUCGCCCGGGAACUCGCCCACCGUCUCGCCGCAGGGGUCUCCCAGGGUCAGCGUGCCCGACGAAGCCUGGCUGGCCAACACCAACCAGUACACCAACUCGGCCAUCGUGGCCGCCAUUAAUGCCCUCACCACCGACGGCAUGGCGGACCUGAGCGACAGCGUGCCCCUGAAGUCCCGCAAGACCAGCCUGGAGCACAGCCCCGCCAUGAGUCUGAAGGUGGAACCGGGCCAGGAGGAGCCCGGCCCGGGGGAGGUGGGGCAGGACGACUACCCGGCCCACCGAAUGCCCUUCAAGAAGGAGAACUACUGUGGAGGGUUCUUGGAUGUCCCACAGCACCCCUACCCUUGGUCCAAGCCAAAGCCUUACAUCAGCCCCUCCUUGCCUGCUCUUGACUGGCAGCUGCCCUCCUGCUCCGGGCCGUACAGCCUUCAGAUCGAGGUGCAGCCUAAAUCCCACCACCGUGCCCACUACGAGACCGAGGGCAGCCGGGGGGCGGUCAAGGCUUUGUCUGGAGGACAUCCCGUCGUGCAGCUGUACGGCUACAUGGAGAGUGAGCCCCUCACCCUGCAGCUGUUCAUCGGGACCGCAGACGACCGCCUGCUGCGACCGCACGCCUUCUACCAGGUCCACCGCAUCACCGGCAAGACCGUCUCCACGGCCAGCCAUGAGGUCAUGCAGUCCAACACCAAGGUGCUGGAGAUCCCUCUGCUGCCAGAGAACAAUAUGCGGGCCAUAAUCGACUGCGCAGGAAUCCUGAAGCUGCGCAACUCCGACAUCGAGCUGCGGAAGGGCGAGACGGACAUCGGCCGCAAGAACACCCGGGUGAGGAUGGUCUUCCGCGUCCACAUCAACCAACCCAACGGCCGGACCGUGUCGCUGCAGGCAGCAUCCAAUCCCAUCGAGUGCUCCCAGAGAUCGGCCCAGGAGCUGCCACUGGUGGAGAAGCAGAGCGCAGACAGCAGUCCAGCCACAGGGGGAAAGACCUUGGUCCUGAGUGGGCACAACUUCCUGCCCGACUCCAAGGUGGUGUUUGUGGAGAAGGCCCAAGAUGGACACCACCUGUGGGAGACUGAGGCCAAAGUUGACAAGGACUCCUUCAAGUCUACUACUCUGUUGGUUGAGAUCCCGCCAUACCGAAACCAGAGGAUAUCCAGCCCUGUUCAGGUGAACUUCUACGUCUGCAACGGCAAGAGGAAGAGGAGCCAGUACCAGCGCUUCACAUACCUGUCCCCAAAUAUUCCCAUAAUAAAAACAGAGCCCAAUGAUGACUAUGAACCACAGGGGGCUCCAAGGCUGACCAUGCGUUCGAAGGCCUACUACGGCCAGCUGGGCGUGACUCCCGCCAUGCCUGCGGACCCCGGACACUGUCUGGUGGGGGGCUACCCGUCGUCCUCCCCCAGUUCCAGCCCCAAGCUCCACGACCUGUCCCCCGCCGCCUACCCCAAGUGCCUCUCCGGCGGUCAGUCCCACCACGCCGUCCCCGGCAUACCUGCCAUCCAGGAGGCGCCCAGCCGCCCAAUGGGGGUCCACCCCGGCUCGCCCGACCAUGCCCCCCUGGCUAUGCUCCAGCCCCAGGUGGCCUCCCACCUGAGCAGCCCCGGAACCGGAGACUGCUCCCACGGCUACCGGCCGCCCGCCCUCUUCCCCAACGGCAGCCCCGCCUCUUCCCCGGUGUCGCCCGAGACGCCGUUCUCCCCGGCCUACAGCCCCCCGCAGGCCCCGCCCGCCGGCUCGCCGCACCUGACCCCCGUCGCGGCCAGGAGCAGCCCGCCCACCCUGCUGAGGGAGGACAGCAGCCCCCCUACGCUGGCUGUCACCGUCAAGCAGGAGCCCCAGGAGCUGGACCAGAUGUAUUUAGAUGAUGUUAAUGAGAUAAUCCGCAACGACCUCUCCAGCAUUUCAGUCCACAGCCACGCCUAGAUGUUUUUAAGAUGGCAACUCUGAUCAUCGAACACUCGCCGCAAGCUCAACGGGACACGGAAAGAGAAGGGGACAGAACAGAUCCGUGAUGAAGCGUUUGUACUAUAAGAGUGACCCUUUUUCAGGGCCCUCGUGCUCACAGUUCUCACCCAAGAACUAUACAGACCCAACCUCCUGACCAUCACCACCCGGAACAAGCUGUGUCUACAGAGACCACACUGUUGCGUUUCGAGCUUAAAAAAAAUAUUGUGAUUGAAUGUCGCAUUUGGAAAAAGCCUUACCUCGAAAGAGAAAAAAGAAAAUCGACAACAAUCUCCGAAAUUCACUCUGCCUUAAAAAAAGAUGCUCUUCCAUGGACCAAGAAUUCUUUUUGAUAUUUUAAAAAAUGAACUGCUCUUUGUGUUAUUCAUACGACAGGACAGUUGUUGACACUCUGGGCGGCAUUGUACGGUUGUAGCUUCCUGUAAGGAAGGAGCGGCCUUAAUAGGUGCCUUACAUCGCCAGCAAACUGAGGCGCAAAAUGUGUUGUUUGUUUUUAACCUAGUCACAUUUCGUAACAAUAUUAUUGCAAUAUUUUUUUUUAUAAUGUUUACAGGAAGACAGCUGGAAGAAAAGUCCAAGGAUUGUACUUGUAUUGCCUUUUAUCUCUAUCCUAGGGUCCAUUGAUAAUUAAGCAUGCCUAAUGUCCUUUGUAGAAACUGUACCAAUAAUGUAUGCCUUAAUCUUGUUUAGCAAUUCUUUGGUAGCUAUUUUGCCCUUUUGCUAUUUCUGAAUGAGUCAUGCCAACAAGAGCAAAAAACACCACCAUUUAUAUAUAUUUCUUAACUGUGGUGUAGGUUGGUUCCCACAGAAAGCACAAGGAGUUUGGUGCGUCACGAUGCUGAACUGGUUGGAUACAUGAUAGGAACGUAAAUCCAAUCGGAGCUGAGCAGAACUUAAAGGAGCUUUGUGCUUUCAGAGACAUGGACAGAGACCUUGAGUAGUGAAAUGUCAGGUGACCCUGAAACAUCAUGUCUGGGUUGAUCUGAAACCUUGUGACAAGCGAGUGCCAGAUGGGUGAAUUAAGAGAUGGGGCGUCCCAUGUGCUGUUGAUUAUUGACCGGUCUGCUCUCCGUAGCAGAAAACUAUGAUUUGUUUGAAUCAACAAGUCAUUGAUAGCUCUGCCUAUCUCCGUCUGUGCCCUUGAAUCAAAAAACCUUAAUACUCUACUUUAACAAAUCAUCUCAUUUUUUUGGGAGAAUCUUGCCUGAUGAAGCUCCAGGAACAGGUGUCAAAUGUGUGAUCUCUGUAAAUCACGAAAAAUAUUAUUUGCAUUUUCAAACCAGUAAGUAACAACUAGGCCUUUCCCCAGCUUUUGUCCCAGCUUGCUUUGAAAGCUUGGGUCUAUAAAAAAGAAAGCUUGGGUCUAUAUAGCAAUGAAAGGAAAUGGUGGAGUAUUUUUCUGCGGGUUUCCAGAGAGAUUAUUUCAGAUUGUACACAAGAAAUGAUGUCUGGCCCAGCACUUUUGUAAAACUAAAUGUAAGUGAGAGUGCAUGUACAGUAAAUUCAACUGUUAUUUCCUCACUAAUAUAUCUCAAGUUUAUUCUCUGCCUUUCCUUUUUUCAUCUGAAGGGGAAAAAAGAAAUAAGCUGGCAAUAAUGGCCUUCUCGAUACCAAAGGAUUUUACUUUUGGUUUGGUUAUUGUUCAAGCUUCUUUGGCUAUUAGAAACUGUAGAAACUAUAGAAAGUGAUAGAUAGGUAGCCUUGUCAGAGAAUGAAUGCACUUUAGGUAGUAUUUUCAGUCUGUACUGGUUUCUGUGUCCAUACAUCUCCAUUUUGAGAAUCCAAAGAAAGGAUGUCAAACUGAACAACGAGAUUUAUUCUCAAUGAAGAUCAAAGAUCUUCCACGUUGUCAAGAGUGAUUAUUUGUGCAUUGUAAAUAUCUUUCUUGUGCAUGCAAGCAGUAGCAAUGUUCAUUAUAAUUUAGCUUACUAUUACCUUUAUAUAGCUAAGAAAACACAUAGGAAUGAUUUUUUUCCACUCAUAAAGUAUGUGGUAGCAUGAUUAAGUAUGGGAUAGUUAUACUUAUAGUGCCUUAUCGUUCUUUUCUCAGCUAGCCAUGAUUGUAAAUCAAACUCUUAGCCUGGCACACAGUGAAAUGUAUUUCCUUCUGAAUAUGAAAUAUUUAUGGGAAUUUAAAAGGGCGUUUCAUGUAUACAGUACAUGGUCUUCAAAAAAUAUUUAAAAAGCCAUAUUAGUAAUAUUUGCACAUUACUGUGAAGACAAGGAUAUAAUGUGGCUCCAAAUGUGUACAGGCAUUUUACAAAGGGACUUGUAUUGGAUUUUGCCAGCCUCAGCUGUUUUAUAUUGCUAUCUUUGCCCAUGGCAUGAUCAAGAAAUAGUGGCAUACUCUUCUUGCUCUGGUGCAGUUAUUAACAGAUAUUAUUAUGCUAUUUUGACUGUCCUGGGUGAUAUAUCGUGUCGGAGCGCCGUGGCAAAUUUGCCUUGAAGGUUGAAACAACAUUUCUCCAUGUAAAAUAAUCAUAUUGAAUCAAUUACCCCAAUUUUUAUUUGUCUGUGCAUGUUGAAUGUAUACCUUAUUUCCUUUCCAUUCCUUGACCAUAUGGCUACAUUUAGUGUAAGACCUUCAGUAUAUUUCUUUGCCUUUUGCUCUUUUUUCUUUUCAAUUGACCAUAUAAAACUAAGGAAGAAUUAAGCUUCUCCCGUAUGCCUAAUAAAUGGUGAAAUAUAAACAGACAUGUUGAUAUAUGAGUUUUUUUCCCCUAUGUGGGGUUUAAAAAAUGAGGUUAGCUUUUCAUUAAGCACAAUCCCCUCACAUAGAGGUCAUAUAUUUCAUAAUAUAAAAUCCCCAUUUAAGGAAUACGAUUUUGUCAAACACGUCGCUUAUAUUUAAAUUUGAACCUAUUCUCUUCACAUAUGCAUUUGUAAUUUUAGGCAUGUAUUGUGGAAUAUAACUUAAAAGUUCAUUAUACUGCCAAAUAUCCUCCAUAACAAAUGCAAAACAAAGCAUGUGUAAAGUCAAUAUUUUAAUGCAUACAAGGAAUAUAUUCACACAUUCAUUAUAUAUUCCUUAUAUUCUGGCAUUUUUUUAUUCAAGAUGUUGAGCAGUGGCUGGCUAAGUUAAAACUCACACAAGCAUAUGUGGAUAACGUGCGUUAUUUGUUUCACCCAGCAGAUUGAAACAUAACCAUUGGUAAUUUGCAGCUGGUGGCUGCAACGAGGUAUUUAUAGUGAAAAGUUCCGAUAUAGCAUUUGAUGACGUCUUUUUUGUGCAUUAUCGGGUGGGGUUGGGAAGGGGGGUAGGGGCAGUCCUGGUGAAAAACAGUUGUCUGCCAUGGGACCCGUGCCAUGCUCCUGUGUACCACCUGCCAGUCCUCCAGACUUUUUCCAUGGAGUGAAAUUCCGAAUCUGCCAUCGCCAUGGUGACAGAACACAGCCCUGCCCUCCGCGUGCUCAUCCGAGCCCGUCCCGAAAUAGCCUCCCUAUUUAAAGCUCCAGUCACACUUUUUUCAAUUUGUUUUUAUAUCCAGCUUUCUUCUUCUUCCUCCUCUUCUUUUCUUCUUUUAAAUCAAGUUGUAAUAUUUAUAUGUUAUGGUUACCUCUGACAGAUGAUAAUGUAAUGUUUGCAAAUACCCUGUAUUUUGUGUCUGUAUAUACAAUAAAGAAGCACAAAAACAUA
Messenger RNA from Conger conger (European conger), 6815 nucleotides. It is a transcript of the gene nfatc1, whose product is annotated as nuclear factor of activated T cells 1. The transcript has 10 exons. Lineage: Eukaryota; Metazoa; Chordata; Actinopteri; Anguilliformes; Congridae. Gene Ontology annotation, molecular function: DNA-binding transcription factor activity, RNA polymerase II-specific; RNA polymerase II cis-regulatory region sequence-specific DNA binding; transcription factor binding. Bases 413 to 3136 code for a protein of 907 amino acids. The record is from RefSeq and is a predicted model, not a curated record. Gene Ontology annotation, cellular component: transcription regulator complex. Gene Ontology annotation, biological process: cytokine production; regulation of transcription by RNA polymerase II; calcineurin-NFAT signaling cascade.